Messenger RNA from Sapajus apella (tufted capuchin), 2313 nucleotides. RefSeq names its product nitric oxide associated 1 (gene NOA1). The coding region runs from base 110 to 2224 and encodes 704 amino acids. Lineage: Eukaryota; Metazoa; Chordata; Mammalia; Primates; Cebidae. The record is from RefSeq and is a predicted model, not a curated record. Gene Ontology annotation, molecular function: GTP binding. The transcript has 7 exons.
AGGACACCUCCCAAGUACCCAAGCGCUUUGGUCUCGGGUCUCGCGCGCCUCGGGCCCUAGUGCGCGCGCGAGCUUGUGGCUCCGCCCCUCCGCCUAGAGCUACUUCCUCAUGCUGCCGGCGCGCCUAAUGUUCAGGCUGUUGAGCCCUUUCCUGCGUGGAUCCGUUCCCACGGCAGCGCGCCAUGGCCUCCCGGAGCCGUUCCUGGGGAGGAGGUGCCCUGCUGCCUCCUCCUUCCGGCGCUCAUCGAGGCUGGGACGCGAGAUUCCUCAUAACUCCGUGGACACGGAGGGCUUCGGAGAAAGUGCUGACGUGCAGGAGCAUUUUCUCUUCCCAGAGUACCUCCUCGAGCCGGAGCCGGAACCCACCCCCAAAGAGCAGCUGCGGGAGCUCCAGCAGCAGCAGGAGGAGGAGGAAAAACAGAGGCAGCAGCGGCGAGAGGAGCGGCGACAGCAAAACCUACGGGCCAGGCUCCGGGAGCACCGGGUUGUGAGGCACCCGGACCUGGCAGUGCAGCCCAGCGGCGUGAACUGCUCGGGCUGCGGGGCAGAGCUGCACUGCCAGGACCCCAGCAUGCCAGGCUACCUGCCCCACGAGAAGUUCCUCCGCGCGGCGGAGGCAGACGACGGGCUGGCGCGGACCGUGUGCCAGCGCUGCUGGCUGCUAGUGCACCACCGGCGCGCUCUGCACCUGCAGGUGAGCCGCGGCCAGUACCUGGAGCUGGUGAGCGCGGCUCUGCGGCGGCCGGGGCCCUCCCUAGUGCUCUACAUGGUGGACCUGCUCGACCUGCCCGACGCCCUGCUGCCCCACUUGCCCGCGCUGGUGGGAUCCAAGCAGCUGAUCGUGCUGGGAAACAAACUGGACCUCCUGCCCCAGGAUGCUGCUGGCUACAGGCAGAGGCUGCGGGAGCGACUCUGGGACGAGUGUGCCCGCGCCGGACUGCUGCUGGCCCCUGGCCACCGAGGGCCACAGCCCCCCAUCAAGGACGAGCCACAGGACCGGGAGAAUUCGAAUCCGUCGGACUGGUCCCGCACUAUGGUUAGGGACGUGCGGCUGAUCAGCGCCAAGACCGGCUAUGGAGUGGAAGAGUUGAUCUCUGCCCUUCAGAGCUCCUGGCGAUACCGUGGGGACGUUUACUUGGUGGGCGCCACCAACGCCGGCAAAUCCACUCUCUUUAACACACUCCUGGAGUCCGAUUACUGCACCGCCAAGGGCGCCGAGGCCAUCGACAGGGCCACCAUCUCCCCUUGGCCAGGUACUACAUUAAACCUUCUGAAGUUUCCUAUUUGCAACCCAACUCCUUACAGAAUGUUUAAAAGGCAACAAAGACUUAAAAACAAUUCAACUCAAGCUGAAGACAAUCUUAGUGAGCAAGAACAAAAUCAGAUUAAUUUCCUGAAAAAACAUGGUUAUGUCGUAGGAAGAGUUGGAAGGACAUUCUUAUAUUCAGAAAAACAGAAGGAUAAAGCACCCUUGAAGGAUAAAGUUCCCUUUGAGUUUGAUGCUGAUUCACUUGCCUUUGACAUGGAAAAUGAACCUGUUAUGGAUGCACCCAAAUCCACCAAACAAGUACAAUUGACUGCACAAGAUGUAAAAGAUGCCCACUGGUUUUAUGACACCCCUGGAAUUACAAAAGAAAAUUGUAUUUUAAAUCUCCUGACAGACAAAGAGGUAAAUAUUGUUUUGCCAACACAGUCCAUUGUUCCAAGAACCUUUGUGCUUAAACCAGGAAUGGUUCUGUUUUUGGGUGCUAUAGGCCGCAUAGAUUUCUUGCAGGGAAAUCAGUCAGCUUGGUUUACAGUUGUGGCUUCCAACUUCCUCCCUGUGCAUAUCACCUCCUUGGACAAGGCAGAUGCUCUGUAUGAGAAGCAUGCGGGUCAUACGUUACUCCAGGUUCCAAUGGGUGGAAAAGAACGAAUGGCAGGGUUUCCUCCUCUUGUUGCUGAAGACAUUACAUUAAAAGGAGGACUGGGGGAAUCUGAAGCAGUGGCUGACAUCAAGUUUUCCUCUGCAGGUUGGGUUGCAGUAACACCUAACGUUAAGGACAGACUGCAUCUCCGGGCCUAUACACCUGAAGGAACAGUUUUAACCAUCCGGCCUCCUCUCUUGCCAUAUAUCGUUAAUGUCAAAGGAAAGCGCAUCAAGAAAAGUGUGGCCUAUAAAACCAAGAAGCCUCCUUCCCUUGUAUACAACCUGCAGAAGAAGAAAGGACAGAGAGCUGUGUAAGACCAACCUUGUUCACUCCAGGUAUUAACUGUAUUGAACAUAACAAUAGACACUGAAAUUGUAUUAAACAUAAAUAAAACUUCCACUCU